Molecule: messenger RNA, 2612 nt
Organism: Podospora pseudocomata
Lineage: Eukaryota; Fungi; Ascomycota; Sordariomycetes; Sordariales; Podosporaceae
Exons: 3
Coding region: 183-2612 (809 amino acids)
Biological process (GO): DNA-templated transcription
Cellular component (GO): nucleus
Molecular function (GO): DNA binding; DNA-binding transcription factor activity, RNA polymerase II-specific; catalytic activity
Source: RefSeq, a predicted model, not a curated record
AAUUGCUCUCCGCCUCUGUCUGUCGGCUACCACGCAGUGCGGACUCAACGGUGGACGGCUUCAAUUGCAAGACGCCGGAUUGAUCACUCUCCGACACUGCUUUGCUUCGCUGCUCGCGGAAAUCCUCUCCAGACUGUCUCCACACUUGGCGGGACGGCAACUCGUGGGUCUGCAUUUUCACCAUGCCUGCCAAACCUGUUGUCUUCGUAGCAACCGAUUCCUCCGGCCUGCCCGUCAAGAGGAAACAGGCGCAUCAGGCUUGCGACACCUGCAGGAAAAGAAAGAAACGUUGCGGGCAUCUUCCAGGGAAUCAAUCAGUCGAAGACUCCAGUAUCAUAGAUGUUGAAAGUCCCAGGCCUUCGCCAAGUUUACGGCCUCAGAAUCCAAUUCCGCCUCACGCCAGCCAACGCUCAAGCUCAAAACCCCAAGACCCUCCUGACGCGGAUGUGUCUGACGCAGCCGCCGAGCUUCUUCUUCGCUUCUUUUCACACGCCCGCGAGAAACCAGGACGCAACGACUCCAGUCAUGACGCGUCACAGAGAAAACAGCCGCCUAUCGAUUCAGCCCCAAGAUUCCUCGGGGACCUGAACCCGGAAGGAAUUCUAGCCGAAGCCACAAUGACCACCUGGCCGGGGCCUUCCAACUCAUCUGGUACAGCCUCCAAGAUCACAGAUGUUGAGAGGGAUAAUCGCCCUGGUGUCUCUAUCCCGCCGUGGGCUGUGUCAUCACCAACAGGUGAAGCGACAACAACCUCAAAAUCACCGGAAGCCACGCGGGACCCCGGUGAUGAAGACCAGCCGACAGGGUUCUUCUCAUUCCGUGUAGACGGGUCGUGGCUCAAGGUGCCAGUACGAGAUGCAACGACUAUCAAACUCAUCAAAGAGCUCCUUGGAAGCACCACGGAAAUUGCCCCAGCAGUCUUGCCCACAGAACCUGAAUGGCUUUUCAUGAGGGACAUGUACCUUCGAAAGAUCCAACCAAUAUUUCCAAUCCUUGACAGAGAGACCCUUGUUGAUCUUCCCCAAGACAAAAACGUACGCGAAGCCAUCCAAGCCGCAGUUUGCCUAGCCAUCUCGACCGAUCCGGAGGUCAGCGGACGCUUGACAUUGGGAUGUAGGAGUCAAGAUGGCAAAGGUUGGGUGCGAGAAUCCGUGGACUAUGAAGACUACUCACAAGCUUUGGCGAGCUUCAUAAACACCCGCAUCAGGAGCCGGGAGCUUCCACUGCUUUACAACCUUCAGGUCAUGGGGAUUACUUGUCUGUACUGGCAACCAGAGGAAGUCAACGAGCGGUCUGCUCCGCUGAAUCUUUUUGGGAAUCUGGUGAGCAUUGCUGCCUCGCACGGUGUUCAUCUGGAGCUUCAAGGAAAAGGCCAUCUAGCCGAUCAGAGAUAUCCUCCGGGGACUGGGAAGCGGCUGUUUAAGUGCAUUUAUGCUUUGGACCGAUUACUUGCUGCCUUUUCGGGACGGCCAGUGAUGUUUCACAAUGAGGACCUCAUGGACCGACCAAAGGCUGAUCCUGAUGACCCACCCAGCUUCCGGCUGUUCAUGUCACUCAUUCACGUUUUGGAUCAAGUGAUAGAGAUGUAUCGACCGCGGCCGACGGUGACGUACAUUGAUAUUCCCGUGUACGAGCAGAUGGCGCUGGAUGUUGGGGCGCAGUGUGAGCCAGAGAUAAUAUUGACCACACUUGAAGUCCUGUACCACGCUAUCGGUGUCCUCUCGGUACGAAUGACCCGCGAACGCUUCGCUACCCCUCCAGAAACCGACAACGGCAACAAGACGCCCGUCAGCUAUCAGCACUUGCCGCCAAGCAGUGUGAACGCACGCAGAUCACACUCCUCAGACCGUAUCCUCGAUGUGAUAUCAGCGUACAAACUCAGCCCAUUCCCGUUUGUGCCAUAUGCCCUGUCGCUUUCCUUGUCAGUCGCAUACAGGAAAUGGAAAUUCAGCAAAUUACCGAUGUUCCGCACUCGUGGUAAAGCCGACUUCUUGAAAGUCGCUGCGGCCAUUCGACAGCUCUCUCCUAUCUGGGCCAACGCUCGUUUGAGCAGUGAGUUGGGAAACGCCGUGGUGCGCAAUCUUGAGAGGAGUGAGGCGUUGCUUCGUGAGCGUGCCAAAGCAAAAGGGGGCGUCUGCGCGCCUUCCAAGCCCAAGGCUAUCAACGACAGCGGUUCUGCGUUUAACAUUGAGCUUCAUUCACGUGCGAGAUGGCUUAUUGAGAAGCCUGAUGAGGGCGCGAGGCAAGACUCGACAAAUCCCCCUAGUUCAGGCGCCAGGCUUCAACCUGGUCUCGUUGCGGGGGCCUGUGAGCCCCUUUCUCCGUCGUCGACGCUUGCGAAUACAUCACAGGGCCAUCCUGAUACUGCAAUGGCUGUAGGUAGCUAUCAGAUACCGGACACGUCAGGUGUUGGGCAUACAAAUGUCAACUUGUUUGGGUCAAUGGGCGGUGACCAAAUGGAAUCGGGCUCUGGGGAAUUUAUGGCUAUGAAUGAUAGCUUGAUAUUCGACUCUUGGGACCCGACGUUUGCGCAGAUGAUUGACUAUUCGUUUGCGAGUAACUUGGAUCCGGGAAAUCCGUUUGGGUCGUGUGAGUAUAUGGGGUUUACAUGA